This is a messenger RNA of Cricetulus griseus (Chinese hamster), 1539 nucleotides long. Lineage: Eukaryota; Metazoa; Chordata; Mammalia; Rodentia; Cricetidae. The record is from RefSeq and is a predicted model, not a curated record.
AUGACAUCAAAUAGGGCUGUCAGCUCUUCUCAGCUGACUCCACCAAGAAUGACAGAAGCAGAAGAGAAAUCCUGCAAUACAUGGAAGAAUAUUAGAAAAUCAUAUGUACAGAGGAAGGUGCCAGUUCGAAAAGUGCCUCAUUUUGUUCCUGACAAAGCACAUGAGAGGAGAGGAACAACAGGCCCUCACAACCCUGCAUAUGCCACCCGAAAGUCAAGGCCAAUAAGCGGUGUCCACACUCGGUCAUAUAGGGACAGAGUGAUUCACCUGCUGGCACUAAAAGACUACAAAAAAUCUGAACUUCUUGUUCAACUGCAAGAAGAUGGCAUCAAAAUAAAUGAUAGCAAUUUUCUUGGAAAAAUUCUGCUGCAGGUGGCUAAUUUGAAUGCCACCACUUUGUCAUAUACUUUAAAAGACAGUAUCUUCAAAGAGGUUCAGAGAGAUUGGCCUGGUUACAAUGAGGAAGACAAGCAGUCAUUGGAUACGGUGCUUUCUAGAAAACUACAUCCAUUUCACAAUGUUACCAAGGCAACCCAUUGCAAAGAAUCAUCUGUAGUUUCUAAAACAGAUGAUGCAUCUUCCUCAAAAGAUCAUUUUCACUACUUAUCUGGUAUUGACACUUUAAUGAAAAACAAAGGUGGACUCUUUCCCCCUAAAUCUUCUCUACCGUUAACAUCAAAUGGCCAAGAAAGUGGUAACAGUGAAAAAUCUAUAAUUCUACCAUUAUCUGCAACUACUACCAAAUACAUCCCUUCACCAUUGCCAACCUCCCAUAUGCCAAUUUCAAAUUCACCACUGCUUAUGAAAUCCAAUCAUAAUGUUUGCAAUGCUCCAGAAAGAUCUGGGACUCAAAAUCCGUGUGACAGCAACAGCCAUGACAGUGGCAUGUUCGAAAGAGAGAAUAAUAAAUGCACUUCUUUGGAAGCUCCAUCCUGUGUUUCAGUUCAAAAAAAGUAUUCAAUACCAAGAGAAAUACAGCAUUUCAUGCCUGAGAAGUUCAAAUGUACAUUUGCAAAGAGAAAAACAACCAUCCCAAACAACAUUAUCAGCAUGAUGGAGAAACAGAAACUAGAAUUUAAAAAACAAGAUGAAAUUAUGAAGUCAAAUUCCAACAAGGAAGUUAAAAAAGUUUUUCCUGACUCGGGGAAGACGUGUUUUACAUCUGAGACUCCAGAUUAUUUGACCAAUUAUUCCAUUAUAGUUUCCCCUGACCAACGCCAGUGUUAUGAGAAGCAAUUCAGGGCAGAUUAUAGUGAAAAGCAGGCAAUGUAUGACAAAAUACAGAUUUCAUGCACACCGAUCAUUAACCUAGAUUCAGAAAGAAAAGCCUUUUCUCCAGGAUCAAAAGAAUACCAAGAUAUUACUAAAAAAAUUUCAGUAGCAUAUCAGAAAAUGCGACAGCUUAAUCCUAAAUUUUGUGAAGAAAAAGAUAGAUGUGUGUUUCUUUACAACAAGCUGGUUCACAUUAAAAAGUUAAUAAAUGAUUUUGACCAGCAAGGAGUAAGUCAACACAUUAAUGGAGGGUUUGGACAAGAAUAA